Sardina pilchardus (European sardine) is the source of this 1330-nucleotide messenger RNA. RefSeq names its product cellular communication network factor 4a (gene ccn4a). Bases 102 to 1181 code for a protein of 359 amino acids. Gene Ontology annotation, biological process: signal transduction; cell adhesion. Lineage: Eukaryota; Metazoa; Chordata; Actinopteri; Clupeiformes; Clupeidae. Gene Ontology annotation, cellular component: extracellular matrix; extracellular region. Gene Ontology annotation, molecular function: heparin binding; integrin binding. The record is from RefSeq and is a predicted model, not a curated record. The transcript is spliced from 5 exons.
UGCCAGUUUGCACAAUGACAGAGACCUGCGAGGAGAGGGAGCGUUUGUUUUUCAAGGAGAUCUAAUUCUGGAUUCAAUGACUUUGAUUCUGGGAACCAGUGAUGAGUUGGCUCUUGACGUGGAUUCUACUUGUAGCGGGAAUUCAUGAGGCCUUCUCACAAAAUUCCUCCGCUACGAUGCCCGUCCCUGAGCCCACUGCCCUGGAGCCGUACAACCGCACGCAGUACUGCAAAUGGCCGUGCGAGUGCCCCAAGACGCUCCCGACGUGCCCCCUCGGGGUGAGCGUGCUCGUGGACGGCUGUGACUGCUGCAAGACCUGCGCCAAACAGGUGGGCGAAGUAUGCAACGAGAAAGACCCCUGCGACCACCACAAGGGACUAUACUGCGACUACAGCAGAGACAAGCCUAGGUACGAAAAGGGAGUGUGUGCAUAUCUAGUUGGCACUGGGUGUGAGUAUAACGGCGUCAUCUACCGCAACGGCCAGAGCUUCCAGCCCAACUGCAAGUACCAGUGCCUGUGCGUGAACGGUGCCAUCGGCUGCCUGGGCCUGUGCAAUGAGUCGCUGCCGCCGAGGGUGUGGUGCCAGACGCCGCGGCGAGUCAAAAUCCCGGGCCAGUGCUGCGAGACGUGGAUCUGCGACGAGCCCAGGAGGGGGCGCAAGACGGCACCCAGGCACGCCAUGCAAGCUCCUUCCUAUCAUAACAACGGCUGGCACAAGAACUGUCUAACCCAGACGACGUCCUGGAGCCCCUGCUCUAAGACCUGCGGCCGAGGCCUGUCCAUGCGCAUCACCAACGCCAACAAGCGCUGCGAGAUGGUCAAGGAGAGCCGACUGUGCAACAUCAGGCCCUGCGACGUGGACAUCACCAAACACUUCAGACCAGGGAAGAAGUGCCUGAACAUCUACCGGGAGCCGCGGCCGACCAACUUCACCAUCUCGGGCUGCACCAGCACCAAACCGUACUGGCCCAAGUACUGCGGCGUCUGCACAGACGACCGCUGCUGCAUCCCGUACAAGUCCAAGACGGUGGAGGUGGAGUUCUCGUGCCCCAACGGGGCCAAGCUCACCUGGCCGGUCAUGUGGAUCAACGCGUGCUUCUGCAACCUCAGCUGCAGGAACCCUAAUGACUUCUUUGCUGAGCUGGAACAGUACUUUGAGUAUUCGGAGAUUAUGAACUGACGGGCGAGGAAGAGGCGGUGGCAGGAGAAGGAGAAGGAGAAGGGAGGAGAGUGUGUGUGUGUGUGUGUGUGUGUGUGUGUGUGUGUGUGUGUGUGUGUGUGUGUGUGUGUGUGAGUGUGUGUGUGUGUGUGUGUGUGUGUGUGUGUGUG